GACGACUCAGAUGCAGAUGUCAGACCACCACAGCGACGUAGAAUGUCUGAUGCCGAGGAAGAGGACUAUGCUGGUGAAGCCAGUGUCACCCAAGGCGACAGCAAUCUCGAAGUCAUGGUCAAAAACAUGGUCCGCCUCGCUCUCGCAUACGAAUACUCAAGAACCCCCAUCAGACGCGGCGACAUUACCAACAAAGUGCUCGGAGCGACCGGCGGCCGUCAAUUCAAAGCAGUCUUCGCAGAAGCCCAGAUCCAACUUCGAGGAACCUUCGGCAUGGAGAUGACGGAACUGCCUAUGAAAGAGAAAGUCACCUUGGCACAACGCAGAGCGGCGCAGAAAUCGCAGUCUACACAAAAGAGCAGUGCAACCUGGAUCCUGACAUCCGUGCUGCCUGAAAGAUUCCGUCAACCAGAAAUUCUACCUCCGUCACAAGCACCGACGCUUGAACUCGAGUCUCAGUACACUGCACUAUAUACUUUUGUCGUGUCACUGAUCUACCUGAAUGGUGGCAUGCUGCCAGAUGGCAAGAUGGAACGUUAUCUCAAGAGAGUCGACGUGGAAGAGGCAGCGGCACAAAACAGUGUCAACAUCUUGAACAGCGGAGGUGACAAGACAGAAAAGCUGCUCAAACGCAUGGAGAAAGACGGAUAUGUCAUCAAAGUUCGAGACAACUCGACUGGAGAGGAAGUCGUGGAGUGGAUGGUUGGACCUCGCGGAAAGACAGAAGUCGGCGACAGCGGAGUCAGAGGAAUGGUCAAUCAGGUCUAUGGUGAAGUCGCAGACCCAGCGGAACUUGCCAGAGCUUUGGAACGCAGUCUUGGGGCCAAUGAGGCGCCAAAGAGAAGAGAGGAACAGGCGGCACAAUCGCAGAAGAAGGGCAGGCGCCGCAGAACGCAGAUGCAGACGAAGGAGGAGGAAGAGGAAGAGAAAGAGGAAGAGAAGAAGGACGAAAAAGAGGAGAAAAUCAAGGAAGAGGUGCGUGUGGAAGAGGAGCGACAGCAUGAUGGCGAGGACAAGGAGGUCGACAUGGUUGAUGCCAUUGCUGCUUCCAUAUGA
This is a messenger RNA of Aureobasidium namibiae CBS 147.97, 1056 nucleotides long. RefSeq names its product MAGE-domain-containing protein. Gene Ontology annotation, biological process: DNA repair. Lineage: Eukaryota; Fungi; Ascomycota; Dothideomycetes; Dothideales; Saccotheciaceae. The annotation marks the transcript as partial. The record is from RefSeq and is a predicted model, not a curated record. Gene Ontology annotation, cellular component: nucleus. The transcript has 2 exons.